AUGCUACCAACAUCCCAGACCAGUAAUGACGUCUUAGUCGAUGGAAAAGACGCCCUAGACGACCUUGCAAAACUUCCACCAACUCCGCCGGCGGAAACAGGAACUCCAUUGUAUACGGUCAAUGAUAUCCUGUUGCACCGCAUACCGCAUCCGCCUGGAGCCCCUUUGGUCGGCUAUCCGCAAAGCACACAUGGGAUCAGCGACUACAAGUUUUACACUGCGGAGGACUUGGACAGGUUUGCAAAUGGAUCUGCCAAUAUUAUGCAAGACUCUGGACUUCCAAUGUUCUCCGAUCCCGUCGAGAACCGGGUAGUAGCAAUACUUGGCGCUUCUAACCUUGACUACGUCGUUGCCCUGUUCGCACUGUCAAGAUUAGGAUAUGCUGUUCUAUUACUGUCUACUCGGCUUAGCACUGAAGCUUACACCAACCUCCUUGCCAAAACCAACUGCAGAAAUAUUAUAUAUUCCUCCACGGCACAACGAGCAGUGUCGCUGAUUCAAGGUGCUGUGCCAGAAAUAAAAUCAAAUUUAAUACCGGAGUAUUCUAGUUACUCGCGAUGCGUCGAAUCAUCAGAAUUGCAGUUCACCGGACAGCCGGAAAUAAGUCGGAAAUUGGCUUUCAUUAUCCAUUCUUCGGGUUCUACAGGUCUUCCUAAACCAAUUUUCCAGACGCACUCUGCUUGCAUUGCCAACUAUACUGCCAGCAACUCGUAUCGUGCUCUCUUGACCCUUCCCAUGUAUCACAAUCAUGGCCUAUGCACAUUAUUUCGAUGCUUGUUUAAGGCAAAGCCCGUUGCCAUUUACAAUGCAAAUCUACCCUUGACCGGCAAAAACGUCCUCGAAGCCAUGGAAGCAUUCCAACCUGAGAGUUUCCAUGGGGUACCAUACGUCCUGAAACUCCUAAGCGAAGUUGACGGGGGGGCUGAGGAGCUAGCCAAAUGUCGGCAAGUCCUCUUUGGAGGAAGCAGUUGCCCAGAUGACCUUGGAGAUUACCUUGUGAACAAGGGAGUUCGGCUAAUCAGCCAUUACGGGGCUACAGAAGCUGGUCAGUUAAUGACAUCUGACCGCCCCGUUGAGGACAAACUGUGGAACUACGUUCGGCCUUUAAAGGGCGUUUUGCCCUUUUUGAGAAUGGACGAACUCGAGGACGGCUCCUACGAGUGCGUUGCCCUCGAUGGGCUCCCAACUAAGGUCACAUCCAACUGCGAUGACCCACCGAAUUCUUUCCGUACUCGAGACACAUUUUUGAAGCAUCCUAGCAUUCCAAAUGCCUGGAAGUACCUGGGUCGUAUUGAUGACAGAGUCACCUUAGUCAAUGGUGAGAAGGUUCUGCCCGUACCAAUUGAGCACCGCAUUCGACAGAGCAAGUUUGUGAAGGAUAAUCUCGUGUUCGGGGUGGGAAAGCCACUACCCGGCUUGAUUGUUGUUCCCAGUGUUGAGUGUGAAAAUAUGACCAAUGAUGAGAUUCUCGAUAUUGUGUGGCCUAAUAUCGAGGCCGCAAACAAAAGCGCAGAGGCAUUUAGUCAGAUAUCCCGGGACAUGGUUAUCAUAUUAGCCGCGGGGUCUUCGUAUCCAGCAACUGAUAAAGGGACAAUGAUUCGAAACCGCUGCUACAUGGAAUUCAACGACCUCAUUGAAGCCGCAUACAAAAGACUGGAAAGUGGCUCUUCAGACGACGCGCAAAAGCUCUUUCUGGACCUUGCAGAACUAGAAAAAUACCUUCUGAAUCUUUUUAGAACCUACCUCGGCUUUGCAGAACUUGGUUUGGACUCCGACUUCUUUGAGGCAGGAGUUGACAGCCUCCAAGCGAUCAAAGUAAGAGGCAUGAUUAAGAGGAACAUCAACAUUGGGACCGCCGAACUCGGCCAUAACGUUGUUUUCGACUUUGCGAACAUCAAGAGACUUGCGAUGCAUCUAUACGCCCUCCGAACCGGUGACCGAUCAAACGAGGAGGAUGAGCUGGCGGUCAUGUCACAGUUAAUCGAGAAGUAUUCAUCUUUCGUGGAGCGACCAGGUGCAGAGGAAGUUAUUCUGCUUACUGGAACAACCGGCUCUCUUGGUAUCUAUAUUCUCUCUCGACUGAUGCAGAAAAGAAACGUUAAAAGAAUAUACUGCCUUGUACGAGCAUCAAACACGAGCAACGCCCUCGAUCGGAUUCUUUCCAACCUGGCGUCAAGGUCAUUACCCAUGGUGAACGUCUCAAAAAUCGUGGCCUUGCCAUCCCAGCUCGGUUCAGAGAAUCUUGGGCUGUCUCCUUCGGUGCUCAGUGAGCUUCGGGUGUCCCUAACCAAAGUCAUACACUCUGCCUGGGCUGUGAAUUUUACGCUAGGCGUGCGCAGCUUUGAAGCGCAGCACAUAAAGGGCGUCCACAACUUGAUCAAUCUAUGCCUCUCUAGCGAGCGAUCCUCUCCAGCACAACUUUAUUUCUGCUCUUCCAUAUCCUCAGCUGCUGGAACGCCACUUCCUGCCACCAUCAGCGAAGCCCCAGUCCCUAAACUUGCGCACGCACACAACAUGGGCUACGCGAGGUCUAAACUUGUGGCGGAACGAAUUGUCCAGGCUGCCGCAGAGAAAACCGGGAUGGUCGCGAAAGUUCUCAGAGUCGGUCAGAUUGUUGGCGACACGGUAAAAGGAAAAUGGAACACUACCGAGGCAAUCCCUCUGAUGCUUCAGACAGCGCACACGCUGAAGGUGUUGCCGGCCCUCGACGAAACCCCAUCUUGGCUUCCUGUCGACGUCGUCGCAGACGCCAUUUUGGACUUGGCAAGUCUUAACGAUUCUCCUAUCUCAGGCUCCGCCAUAUUGAGACAGUUCUCGCACGACCCGAAUACAGUUUACCACGUCCAAAAUUCCAGGACUUUCAAAUGGACAGAAGAGCUCCUUCCCGCGUUAAAAGAAGCAGGGCUUGACUUUGAAAUCCUGACCCAAAGGCAGUGGAUUCAACGUCUUCGAGAAGGCGAACAGGAUCCACAGAAAAACCCAGCCAUUAAGCUGUUGGACUUUUUCGCAGAUAAAUAUGAUAAUGACAAGCCUGGCCGAGCGGGUCUUGUGUUUGAGAUGGCGAAGUCCGAGGCCGCGAGCCCAUCGUUGAAAGGGGGGGUAGAGUUGAUAGAGAGCGGACUGAUUAAGAAAUUUGUCGACUCCUGGAGGAGCGAGUGGUGA
This is a messenger RNA of Aspergillus puulaauensis, 3162 nucleotides long. Its product is annotated as putative NRPS-like protein biosynthetic cluster. The coding region runs from base 1 to 3162 and encodes 1053 amino acids. The record is from RefSeq and is a predicted model, not a curated record. NCBI's taxonomy places the organism in Eukaryota, Fungi, Ascomycota, Eurotiomycetes, Eurotiales, Aspergillaceae. The transcript is spliced from 4 exons.